AAACAACUAUAAAGGUCUAGAACCAUUGCUUUUUUUUUUUCUGCUUUAAUUCCUAGUCUCCAAGUGUCUACUUAUGCAGUAAUGAAAUUUUAAUUUGUGGAUCUGUCCUCAGUUCCACAGAAUUGAUUGUGGUUCUCAUCUGCUUAAGGGUGGAAAGAUUUUCUUAGGCAGCAACAACCUCUAUUGAGAAGGCAAAGAAACAGCGCCCAAGAUGCUAUUUUCAGUGACCCUUUUCUCCCUUUCUUUUUCUCUCCUGUAGCUGAACACAAGAAGCUCUCACAAUCUUUCAGAAAUAAACUGAGAGGCUGAAGAUAAAGGUCUGUUCAUCCCACGCAAGAGUUCCCUAAGGUGUCCAGGCAAUGUUUCUGCCUUCCCCUUAGGUAAUCUUUUUGUGAGAUUCCAGAAUCUGCCCCCUUUAUGUAGACGCAUGUAUGUGCACCUACUGAACCUAAGAUGUGUAGUGUACAGAUACACACAACUUUUGUUACACAGUUUUUUCCAGCUUUGAAAUACUUUCGUGGGGCAGGUGGCACAGUUGAGGGCUUCAAAUCACAGUUUCUGGCGUUCCCACCACUUCCCCUAAUCGACUCUCUACAAAUAAUCACACGGGGUGGGGGCGGGGCGGCUCCUUAAAUACAUUUUCUUCCUGUUCUUCUAAGGCCAUUUCCUAACCCUAAAUUAACUGGAAUGCAGCAAUGUCUGAUUUAGUAUUAAUUUUUUUAUUAGAUUGAGACAGAGUCUUACUCUGUUGUCCAGGCGUCAGUCUAGCUCACAGCAAACUCAAACUCGUAGGUUCAAGCGAUCCUCCUGUCUCAACUUCCCAAAUAGCUGGGACUACAGGCACCCGCCAGGACCCAGGCUAUUUUUUUCUAUUUUUAGUGGAGACAGGUCUCCCUCUUGUUCAGGUUGGUCUCAAACUCCUGAGCUCAAGGGAUCCUCCUGCCUUGGCCUUCCAGAUUGCUAGGAUUAUAGCCAUAAGCCACCGAGGUUGGCCUAUUGGACUAUUUUUAAAAGUAGUUUUUAGGCUCAGCAAAAUUGAGCUGACGGUACAGAGAUUUGUCAUAUUCCCCUAUUCUCAGGCGUGCAUAGCCUCCCCCAUUAUCAACACCCUCCACCAGAGCGGUACAUUUUUUAAAAUCUCAACCUGCUUUGACACAUCAUUAUUACCCAAAGUUCAUAGCUUACAUGGGGGCUCACUUUUGGUGGUGUACGUUCUUUGUAGCUUAGACAAAUGUAUAGUGACAUGAUACCUUACCAUGUCACACAGAGUAGUUUCAGUGCCCUAAAAAUGCUCUGUGCUCCAGCGAGGCUAGAUUUUAUAAAGGUGAAAAGAGAAAAAAAAAGGUAUGCAUUGCAGAGACUCCACCCAGCUCCAAGCCAAGUUUGUUGCAAAGGUCAGCAGCUCCCAGCUGUCCCAUCUCUCCAAGUCCCGCUCAGGGCAGGUUCCUGCUCCUUUUGUUUAAAGUGUCCAGCAAAUGGGUUCCCGGUAGACACGAAUAUUGUGAAAGGGCAGGAAGAGGCCGGCCUCCUACCUCUUCCCCUCACUUCCUAACCCGUGAAUUAAUUUUGCACAGGUUUGUUUUGGUGGAGCGGUACCUCCAGCGCGUGCGGCUGUGGGCGGCCUCCCCGGCCGGUAACCCCGCCCCCGGGAGGCGAGGCCGGGCCGAACCCGUCGGACGCCGGUGGAACCCGGCGGGGCGGGGAAGGGAAGAGGAAGGGGGAAGAGCGGGCGAGGGAACGCCGAGGGAGAGCGAGGCCGCGGGCGCGGCGCGAGGAGGCGGGGACCCCGGCUCGGCCCGCGCCGGCCGCUCCCCCGCGGCUGCAGGUGGAGUUCGCAGGGGUGGCCGUUUCUGCCCGGCGCCGCCGCCGCAGCCGCCUCCUCUCCGGGAGCCGCCUUUCCCGCCGAGGGUAGUGGUGCAGGGCGCCCGUGGUCGGGGACGCCGGGGCCCGCAGCUCGCCGGCCGUCCCCCGGCUGCGCUUCCGCUCCUCGCCCAUGGCUGAGGGCCGGCGGCGGGAGGACGAGGAGGAAGAGCUACGCGAGCGCCGUGAGCUGGGUGGCCCGCGCCGCGUCCGGGGCCGUGCGCUCUCGGGCCGCUCGGCCGCAGGAAGAGUAGUGGGGAUGCUUGCUAUUACAUGCCUAAAUAAACUGAACAAAGCUAAGAUUCCGGCCACAGUGAAUGACAUUCUGGACAGAGUUUUAGCUCACCUUUAGCCACAGAUCGCAACGAACGAAAUAAACCAGAACAUCGCUCUUCAAGCCAAGGACCAUUGUCGUCCAUUAGAGCAGUAAUCAAGAGAUCACUCAUGAAUAGUGCACAGCAAAAAUGCCCCGUGGAAGAGCUUCUCGGACUUCUAUUCAGAGCGAGAUUCAUCGAGAUAGGAGGCGCCCAGAGAUCACCAUUGUGGCAGCUGAGCCAUUGAGGCCAGCCUCGUGGUUUCCAGGAGCCCCACCCCCAGGAUUAGGGUUUUCCCCAACUUCUGCCAGAGGCCCUUGGAGACCAAAUGAGUUGGUUCCUGCUGAGCUACCACCAUCUUAUGAACAAGUCAUAAAAGAAAUUAACCAAGUUCAAGUUAAUACUACAAAUAAUAAUAAUGCUGCUGCCACUCCAAGGCACACUAUUACUUCUGCAACUCAGACUGACUUUUCAGAAGGAAUAGACAACAAUCUGCCUCAAAGUAAUGCAACACUACCGGCACCUCUCAAGCCUCUCCAGCCUUCCCCAACAGUCUCAUCUGUCAAUCUUACAACUAAUGUGGCGCCUUUAAUAGUUUUUGAUAUUUCAGAAGAACAGAAUUGUCCAGAAAACCCCCGUGCUACAAGAUGUCCAGUGCCAAAACCAAGAUCAAAAAGCAACCUCAGACCAAUAGCCAGAGAUACUCACAUUAAAGAGCAAAAUCACCAGAAAAUUGGCUCCAAAGCCCCAGAAGAGGAGUCGUCCCCAGGCCAGCCCCCGUCUCUGUUAGACAAUACCAUCUACUUGCACAGUCAGGCAGUGAUGAACAUUAUGAACACAGAGCAAAGCCAAAAUAGUAUUGUUUCAAAAAUCAAAGCAUUUGAGGGUCAGACAAAAAGAGAAAUCUCAGGACUGCCCAAGAAACCAGAAAUUACUCCACGUACACUACCCUCAAGGCCUACUGUUUCCUCAGGGAAACCCUCUGUGGCUCCCAAACCAACUGCUAACAGAGCUUCUGGAGAAUGGGACUCUUGCCCUGAAAGCAGACUCAAGGUGACCUCCAUGGAAGGAGGUCCAUACCCUCCACUGCAAGAAGUGGGGGACAUCCCAGUAACCAAACCUGAAUUGCCAAAGAAACCAAAUCCUGGCCUUCUACGAAGUGUUAAUCAUGAGAUAAGUAGAGGAGGUACCCUGGGAGACAGCCUUGAUGGUGGGAAGAAAGUCCCAACUCCUGCUCCACGGCCUUUGCUGCCCAAGAAAUCAAUUUCCUCAGAAAAUCCCACCUAUGUUCCACUGAAACCUGUCACUGUUCCUCCCCGACUUUCAGUGGCAUCACAAGCCAAAGCAUUCAGGUCACUGGGAGAAGGGCCCCCUGCCAGCCCCCCAGUUCCAGUUCUACAAAGCAAGCCCCCAGAUAUUGACCUCAUUAGCUUUGAUGAUGACGUUUUACCCACCCCACCCGGGAACCUGGCUGAAGAAUCUAUUGGUUCAGAGAUGGUACUAGAUCCCUUUCAGCUCCCCACAAAAACAGAACCAACAAAAGAAGGAGCAGUUCAACCAGCACCCACCAGGAAGCCUACUGUGAUUCGAAUUCCAGCCAAACCAGGAAAAUGUUUACAUGAGGAUCCACAAAGCCCACCUCCUCUCCCUGCUGAAAAACCCAUUGGAAACACUCACAGUAUGGUAUCUGGAAAACUCACUAAUGUUGACAGAGCUAGAAACUUGGAAUCCACCCACACUGGUCAUGUACAGAGUGUUAUGCGAGGACCCCCAAGGUUGCCACCAAGACCUGUAAAUGGAAAAACCAUUCCAGCUCAACAGCCUCCUCCCAAGGUGCCCCCUGGGAGACCACCUCCCCCCAGGAUUUCUGCGACCAGAAUAUCAAAUAAAAAACUGCCUUUUAAUCGGUCCUCUUCUGACAUGGAUCUUCAGAAAAAAAAAAGUCACUUAGCAUCUGGACUCUCAAAAACCAAGAGCCAAGUCUUUAAAAAUCAAGAUCCAGUGCUACCCCCUCGCCCCAAACCUGGACACCCUCUGUACAGUAAAUACAUGCUGUCUGUGCCUCAUGGAAUUGCCAAGGAAGACAUUGUCUCAAAAAACCCCGGGGAUCUCUCUUGUAAGCGUGGGGAUGUACUUGUGAUGCUAAAGCAGGCAGAAAAUAAUUACUUGGAAUGCCAAAAGGGAGAAGAUACUGGCAGAGUUCACCUGUCUCAGAUGAAGAUUAUUACUCCACUUGAUGAACAUCUUAGAAGCAGACCAAACAAGGAUCCAAGCUGCGCUCAGAAGGCUGUAGACAGCAGCACUCCUCAUGCCAUUGCUCUUCAUGAUUUUCCAGCAGAGCAAGUUGAUGAUUUGAACCUCAUUUCUGGAGAAAUUGUAUAUCUUUUGGAAAAGAUAGAUGCAGAUUGGUACAGAGGGAGCUGUAGAAACCAGAUUGGCAUAUUUCCUGCCAACUACAUCAAAGUAAUUGUUGAUAUUCCAGAAGGAGGAAAUGGGAAAAGAGAAACGGUUCCAUCUCAUUGUGUUAAAGGCCCAAGAUGUGUUGCUCGGUUUGAAUAUGUUGGCAACCAAAAGGAUGAGUUAAGUUUCUCAGAGGGAGAAAUUAUUAUUCUCAAAGAGUAUGUGAAUGAGGAAUGGGCCAGAGGAGAACUUCGAGACAGAAGUGGGAUAUUUCCCCUUAACUUUGUGGAAAUUAUUGAUGAUUAUGCCAUGUCUGGUGCAAAUGUUUUAAGCACAAAGGUACCAGUGAAAACCAAAAAAGAAGAUUCUGGCUCAAAUUCUCAGAGCUUAUGUAAAGACAUGUGGACCCUGAUAGAAAAUGAGGAAAGAGACGUAACUGGAGAAUUCAUAAAAGAGGUUAACAGUCUUUCUGGAGAAUGGUGUGAAGCUCUUCACAGUUUUACCGCAGAGACUAGUGAUGACUUAUCCUUCAGAAGGGGAGACCGUAUCCUGAUCCUUGAGCAUCUGGACUCUGACUGGUGCAGGGGCAGACUUCAGGACAGAGAAGGGAUCUUCCCAGCAGUGUUCGUGCGGCCCUGUCCAGCUGAGGCAAAAAGUACGUCUGGUGUAACACCGAAGGGGAGGAAGGCCAAAGCCUUAUAUGAUUUCCACGGGGAGAAUGAAGAUGAGCUUUCCUUCAAGGCUGGAGAUAUAAUAACAGAGCUGGUAUCUGUAGAUGAUGACUGGAUGAGUGGAGAACUAAUGGGAAAAUCUGGAAUAUUUCCCAAAAACUAUGUUCAGUUUCUACAAGUCAGCUAAAAGUGAAGCUUGACCGCAUUCCAUGACACAUGAACUCACUUGAACUAUCACUUUGACUAUCAGAUAUGUUUUUGCACUAUUUUUUUAACUGAAAAAGAAAUAUCUAGGUUGUACAUGGUACACUAAAAGUUUCUGAAAGCAGAAA
Molecule: messenger RNA, 5577 nt
Organism: Nycticebus coucang (slow loris)
Lineage: Eukaryota; Metazoa; Chordata; Mammalia; Primates; Lorisidae
Gene: SH3D19
Product: SH3 domain containing 19
Exons: 24
Coding region: 2325-5432 (1035 amino acids)
Molecular function (GO): protein binding
Source: RefSeq, a predicted model, not a curated record